GGGCCCACCCGUCAGCGUCCCUCCCGGGGACAUAAACCUCCCUCCCCCACCGUACUGUCAACUACCCCCCACCCUUCAAUUCCCCCACCCGGUGCCGCGCCGUUGCAGCAGCAGAAUCCGCCGCCCCCACCCCCGCGCAUGGAUCGCGCCGGGCGGCGCGCCCGCGGCCGCCGCGGCGAGUCCCCGGCGGCGGCGCGAGCGGGAGCGCCGUCCUCCUCCCGCGCGCGCCGACGCGGCGAGGGGCCGGUCGUUGUCAUCGACCUCGGCGACGACGACGACGACGAACGCGGCGGUGGCAGGGGCAGGGAGGCGGCGGGCGGCGCUGCGGGCAGGCGCGGGGGCUCGGCGGCGGCUGCCUCGCCUCCGCGUUCGGCUACGCCGCCGCCGAUGAUGGUGCCGGCGGGGGCGGUAGCGAUGCGGACGCGAUCGCGGAGGCGGGCGAUGGAGGCUGCGGUGGCGGCGCCGGAGGAGUCCGGGGCGAAGAGGAGGAGGAAGGGAGCGAGCUCGGAUGUCGCGGAGGCGCCCGGUGGCCGGGGCAGCAAGGCCGCCGGGGCCUCGAGGUCGACGCCGAGAGAUAAGCGGCGCGGGCGCGGGCGCAACCGCUCGCGGCGAGCGUCGGAGCCAGCGAGCACGGCCCGCGCGCGGAAGCGCAGGGGCAAGGGGUCGGAGGCGGAAACAGAGGUGGAGGCGCCAGCCCGUGGAGAACGGGUGAAUGUGUCACGUGGCAAUGAAAGUGAUGACGACGGCGGGAGACGCGAUGACGCUUCUGAUGGCGGGAAUGGGGAGGCUCGCACUGGAAGCGCCACUGAUAAAAAGGGCAACAGGGAUCGUCGCAGAGCCACUGGUGGGGACGAGAUUCUGGAGCCUUGCGUAGCCCGGGAGGUCACUGCUUUGGAUUUGAAUCAUCGCACGGACGAGGUGGUCUCGGGAGAUGCAGAGGAAGUGGAAGGUGCUGGUGAUGAGGGAGGUGGGCGAGAUGAUGGCUCUAUUGUCGACGAGAACACGAGGGAUUCUGGGAACAGAGAGCAGGCACCGAUUGUGAAUGUAGUGGCUGAGGAGAUGGCACCCUUUGAAGAUGACUAUGACGACGAGAUGUUGGAGGAGCAGCUUGUUGGAGAUGUAAUCCGUGCUUACAGCAACGGUGAAGACUUGGAUGCAGAUGGAGUGGAUUGGGAGGCAGAGGAUGAGAUGGAGUUCGAUGAUGAGGAACAGCUUGUUGGAGAUGUAAUCCGUGCUUACAGCAAUGGUGGAGACUCGGAUGCAGAUGGAGUGGAUUGGGAGGCAGAGGAUGAGAUGGAGUUCGAUGAUGAUGCUGAUGAUGGCGAUUUUAUGGAUGAUGCUGAUGAAGGUGGCAUGACAGAACCAAUACAAGACCAUGAUAAGAUGGAAAUGCAAGACUUGGUGAACCAUAAUGUUGUUUUGAGUGAAGGGAGGUGUCAGGAGGCAGAGGCGGAGGCAGAGGAGGAGGAAGCAGGUAUCAAGGAUGAGGUGGAAUCAAAGGGUGAAGCAGCUCCAGGUUCUAGUCAACAGGGCUUGCAUGUAGAAAUUCUAGACUCUGAUGAGGAAGAAGUCAAGGUGCUCGAAAACGUGAGUAGUGCCCCCUCCAGGAAGGCAUCAGUGCAAGCCAAGUUACCAACAAUUCCAUCUUGUGUUGCAUGGAGAACUCGAUCUUCGUGGGGGAUGAUUCAAGAUAGGCUAUCAUACGAUACAUAUUUUGACGCAUUGUCUGAUGAGCCAAAAGAGGAGGAGGAUGACACAGAAGUUGAACUUGAUGAAGAGGACAACAAUGAUGAUGACAGUAGUGAAACUUCUGAUGAAGAUGAAGAAGAGGAGGAGGAAGAGGAGGAAGAGGAAGAGGCUGAGAGGAGAAAACUCAAGAACAGGAUUUACACAUCCGAUGAUGACAUGAUCGGUACUACUGUUCCUACCUCAAGAUAUGAGGAUACUACUGUUCCUACCUCAAGAUAUGAUAUUGAGUGGGAGGAGGAUGAAGAUGCAAGUGUCGAUAUUUCUCAGCCAAUCUCCUUUAUGAAAGCUACCAGAUGGAACCCUGUGGCUGUGGGCAAUGGCAAUGACACAUUUACCGAGCAACAAAAGCAAUCACGAUUUACUUGGGAGCUUGAGAGGAGGAAAAAGGUUAAGCUUGGGAUGAAGACACAUCCUUUGUAUGAGCAGGAUUUGGACUCAGAUUCGAGUUCGUCGGGUUCUGGCCAGAUCAAAAGGUAUGGAUUCAAGGAUGGUGAUCAUAAAGUUGGGAGGAAAAAGAAGCAUCCAUCGUCCAAAUCAGGGAAGAAAUCUGGCCAUGCAACCAUGCUGAAGAGACAGUCUCUUCUGAAGCUUUUGAUAGAUAAAAUGAGCGGUGAUAAAAAUGGAGAAACUUUCCCAUUUGAUCAGAAUCCUCAGCUCCAGUUUAUUUUCAAGGAAAUGCAUCCGUUGGUAUUUUCAUUUGGAGAUGAAGAUUUGGUACCAGCUGACAAACCAGAGCAAGAUGGUGCAUUGGAUAUGUUGUGGGCUGACUUUGACUUUGCUUUAGAGUCGGAGAAUAUUGGCACUUAUUAUGAUGAUGAGGGUCAAGGAGAGGGCAAUCAACUAGAUUUUGCUCUUGCCCCAGUAACACCUUGUUCUCGAGGGAAGCAUGAAUUUAUCAUUGAUGAUCAAAUUGGAAUCAGAUGCAAAUAUUGUUCCUUAGUAAAUCUGGAAAUCAAAUUCAUGUUCCCAUCAUUGGUCUCAGGUUUUGCCGAAAAAUCUGCAUGGCCAAAUGCCAAAGGUGUGAAGAAUGCAUUGAUGUUUCAUGACCUUUAUGAAGAAGCAGACAGUGGCACCGAGCACUCUCAAGAUUUCCAUCUAUAUGGAACAGUGUGGGAUCUGAUUCCAGGGGUCAUUAGUACUAUGUAUGAGCAUCAGCGUGAAGCAUUUGAAUUUAUGUGGACGAAUCUAGUUGGUGAUAUUAGGCUUGAUGAGCUGAAGCAUGGAGCAAAGCCUGAUGUUGUUGGAGGAUGUGUGAUCUGUCAUGCUCCAGGGACAGGGAAGACACGAUUAGCAAUUGUAUUUAUCCAGACAUAUAUGAAAGUGUUUCCAGACUGCCGGCCAGUGAUUAUUGCACCUCGUGGGAUGCUUUUUGCUUGGGAUGAGGAAUUUAAGAAAUGGAAUAUUGAUGUUCCUUUUCAUAUAAUGAAUACAACUGAUUACACUGGAAAAGAGGACCGAGACAUAUGUAAGUUAAUAAAGAAAGAACAUCGGACAGAAAAGUUGACAAGACUUGUGAAACUGCUUUCAUGGAACAAGGGGCAUGGUAUUCUUGGAAUAAGUUAUGGCCUUUAUACGAAAUUAACAUCUGAAAAACCUGGUUGCACAGAAGAAAACAAAGUGCGAAGCAUUCUUCUUGAAAACCCUGGCUUGCUUGUUCUUGAUGAAGGACACACACCUAGGAAUGAUCGUAGUGUCAUGUGGAAGACACUAGGAAAAGUUAAAACAGAGAAACGUAUAAUUCUAUCUGGAACUCCUUUUCAGAACAAUUUUCUUGAGCUUUACAACAUUCUUUGUUUGGUAAGGCCUAGGUUUGGUGAAAUGUUUCUGACUAAAGCAAGAGUGGGUCGAAGGCACUAUGUCUCAAAGAAGCAAAAGGAUAAGUUUUCUGAUAAAUAUGAAAAAGGAGUUUGGGCUUCACUAACUAGCAAUGUAACUGAUGAUAAUGCAGAGAAAGUAAGAUCAAUAUUGAAACCAUUUGUUCAUAUCCAUAAUGGUAACAUUCUUCGAACUCUUCCAGGGCUCAGAGAGAGCGUGAUUAUUCUGAAACCACUUCCCCUUCAAAAGAGUAUUAUUAGAAAGGUGGAAAACAUUGGUUCUGGCAACAACUUUGAGCAUGAAUAUGUAAUUUCUUUAGCUUCUACACACCCUUCCCUUGUAACAGCCAUUAACAUGUCUGAGGAGGAAGCUUCACUUAUUGAUAAAUCUAUGCUUCAAAGAUUGAGGUCAAAUCCCUAUGAAGGGGUAAAAACCAGAUUUGUAAUCGAAGUUGUUCGUUUGUGCGAGGCACUAAGAGAGAAGGUUUUGAUUUUUAGCCAAUUUAUUCAGCCACUAGAACUGAUAAAAGAGCAUCUUCGCAAGUUCUUUAAGUGGAGAGAAGGGAAGGAAAUUCUUCAAAUGGAUGGAAAGAUCCUUCCAAGAUAUCGCCAGGCUUCGAUUGAAGCCUUUAAUAAUCCAAAUAAUGACUCCAGGGUGUUACUUGCAUCCACAAGAGCUUGCUGUGAAGGGAUUAGCUUGACAGGAGCUUCAAGAGUUGUGCUUCUAGAUGUUGUUUGGAACCCAGCUGUUGGAAGGCAAGCCAUCAGCAGAGCGUUUAGGAUAGGUCAGAAGAAAUUUGUAUAUACAUACAAUUUGAUAACUUAUGGAACAGGUGAAGGUGACAAAUAUGACAGGCAAGCGGAAAAGGAUCACCUGUCCAAGUUGGUCUUCUCUACAGAAGACGAGUUCAAUAAUGUUAGGAACAUGCUAUCUAAAGCUGAAAUGGAGCACUGUUCUAAGUUGAUUUCAGAAGAUAAGGUUUUGGAGGAGAUGACUUCUCACGACCAACUUAAAGGAAUGUUUUUGAAGAUACAUUAUCCACCAACCGAGUCAAACAUUGUUUAUACUUACAAUCAGAUUGCUCCUGCGUAAGUUGAUGGCAGUCUUCAUCAUCAGAUUGAUUUAUUCUAAGGCUAGAUGCAGGCUAGACAUGCACUGAAGAACACCAACAGGUUUCAUUGUCUUUAUGUCCAUUCCACGAUAGAUCUACAAUUGUAUUGUAAGUUGUAACCCAUCAUGCAGCUUGGUUAGGACUAAAAGUAGAACUUAAUAAUUGGUAGCAGAGCCUCAAUGUAUUUGGUGGUGCGCACAAGGUUGCAGGCUUACCGAUCCACAUGUUUCCAUCCAAAUGUGAUGUAUAAUAAUCCAGUUGGAUCAUUUGAGGUGGUCCAACUUUAUUUGAAUAAAAGACUGCCUCAAUUCAAAUAAACAGACUCUGCCUCAAUUGGUGAUUUGGGUGGUCCAAUUCAUUUUGUGGUACUACCCAUGCCACUAUGCAACUGCGAACCGUGCUUACAAUGAGUUUUUCUGACAACCAUCACAUGUAGAAGAAUAUGGGUCAAUCAGGUCUGGAGAAAUUGACACAAAGCAUAGGCGCAAGAAUUUAUAGUGAGAGAGAGACAAAUGUGAAACCUGUACACAUAUUGAUGAAAAAAUGAAGUUGUAGGUUUUAGAAGUCCAGAAGAGCUUAUUCACUUCCAUGCAGGGCCUUUCAUGCCACCGAUAACAUCUGCUCAUCUCGUGGACUGGGAUCAUGCAGGCAUACUGUAAGUUCUUACUCAAGUCAUACAGUUCUACUGAAA
Molecule: messenger RNA, 5366 nt
Organism: Panicum hallii
Lineage: Eukaryota; Viridiplantae; Streptophyta; Magnoliopsida; Poales; Poaceae
Product: SNF2 domain-containing protein CLASSY 4-like
Exons: 5
Coding region: 139-4656 (1505 amino acids)
Biological process (GO): gene silencing by siRNA-directed DNA methylation
Molecular function (GO): ATP binding; ATP-dependent chromatin remodeler activity
Source: RefSeq, a predicted model, not a curated record